AUGGAGUCUUUUGGAGCUCUCAAGCGUCGGACGACCGAGAUCCUACAAUCCCUUCCCCAGAACCUUCCCGCCAUGCCGAACAUACCCAACGUGAAGAGACCGUCUCUGUCGAGCGGUAAAGGCCCAAAGGCUAUGAAGGCCACUUGGGAGCGAAUCGACGUCCCGCCCCUCGCCCGUUCCUCCCACACCGUCAGCGUCGUCAACGGUUCUGCCUACGUCUUCGGCGGCGAGAUCAACCCUCGGGAGCCCGUCGACAACGAUGUCCAUGUCAUCAGACUGCCUUACAACAGUGCAGGCGCUGAUUACUACAAGAUCAAGUCCGCCCCGACGAAGCAAUACAUCCCGCCCGUCGAGAAGAAAACCGACGAGACGGUUGAGGAGCCGGCCGACGCCCCGAACGUCGCGGAAAAGGCCGCGCUGAAGGAACAGCUCCUCGACGAGGUUUCCCUUGCUUCACCGGGCGUCGCAGGAGACGACGAAGAUUUGUCCGCCGAGACCGGCGCGGGAAGCACAUCCUCGGAUCCUGUCUUGGACAAAGGCAAAGGCCCGGCUCUUGCCGAAACUCCCUCUCUUGGUGAUGUACCGUCUCCCCGUGUCGGCCAUGCCACCGCCGUCAUUGGGAGUCGUAUCUUCCUCUAUGGAGGUCGCGGAGGACCGGACAUGAAACCCCUUGAAGAGGGUGGUCGCGUCUGGGUCUUUGACACCCGUAUCAAUACUUGGUCCUUCCUCGAUCCUGUGCCACCCGCUCCCGGAGUGACCAUCUUGCCGAUGCCCUCGGCGCGCAGCUACCACUCAGCCGCCGCGACUGAUCGUCCUCGCGACUUUGUUCCCAAGCAUGCGCGUGGCAAGCAAACCUGGAGGGCCUGGGCCCAAGGCGACAGCGCCGAGGUGGGUAUUCCUCAAGCUCCCAUUGUUGGCCACGCUGCCGUCAAUGCCACGGACGAAGAGGAUGAUGGCUAUGGCACUUUCUUCGUGCAUGCCGGUUGCCUGGCGAGCGGCGAGCGCACUAAUGACCUUUGGGCCUUCGACGUGCGGUCCCGAGUGUGGAGCCAGCUGCCUUCGGCGCCCGGACCGGCGCGUGGCGGCGCCGCCAUCACAGUCAGCAAGAGCCGGCUAUUUCGCUUCGGCGGCUUUGAUGGCAAAACUGAGAUUGGCGGACAGCUUGAUUUCAUCCACCUUGAGAUGGACACCUUCGACGACGGUGUUUCCAAGGGUGAAAUCGCAGUCCACGGCCGUGGCGGUUGGCAGAGCAUUGUCCAGGGUGCCAACUCUGGCGAGCAGGAAAUCCACCUCAUUCCGGGUCAGACGUGGCCCGGAAACAGAAGUGUGGCGGGUCUCGAGGCCGUCACCGUUGGUGCCGGACGCGAGUACUUGUUGCUCAUCAUGGGUGAGCGCGAACCCAGCUCGAAUGGUCACUCCGGCGCCGGCGCCAUGUGGGACGAUGUCUGGGCUUUCCAGGUACCGCCUAUUGGCAUGACCGCUGCUAGCGUGCGGGAUGCUAUGUUGCAGGCCAUUGGUCGGCCGACGGGUGAGGGCAAGUGGACAAAACUCGUGACGGAGCCGUAUGAUGAUGACAACGAUGAUGGUGAGCCAGCGCCGCGCGGUUGGUUUGCAACAGCACCAAUGGGGGAUGUGGAGGAGGCUGGUGUUGUUGUCUGGGGAGGACUGAGCUCUGAGAACAAGAGACUGAAGGACGGUUGGAUUUUGAGGAUCCCCGAGUAA
Messenger RNA from Colletotrichum higginsianum IMI 349063, 1722 nucleotides. Its product is annotated as Kelch domain-containing protein. The transcript has a single exon. NCBI's taxonomy places the organism in Eukaryota, Fungi, Ascomycota, Sordariomycetes, Glomerellales, Glomerellaceae. Bases 1 to 1722 code for a protein of 573 amino acids. Gene Ontology annotation, molecular function: protein binding. The record is from RefSeq and is a predicted model, not a curated record.